AUGUUUGCUUGAGUUGAAUCAUUUCGCGGCAAACGCAGCUGUUGUUGCUUUAGUGAAUUCUUCAUCAACAUUAAAAAUUUAAACAAUUUUAAUAAGUCAAUAAAAUGGAAAACGGUGAUGAAAUUGAUGCUAAGGAUCUUCUGCGCAUUAUGAUAUCUACUGAUAACCACUUAGGUUAUGCCGAAAAAGAUCCAGUUAGAGGUGAAGAUAGUUUUAAUGCUUUUGAGGAAAUGUUAGAAAUUGCUGUUGAGGAGAAUGUAGAUUUUAUACUCUUGGGCGGUGAUUUGUUCCAUGAUGCAGUACCAAGUCAAAAUUCGUUGCACAAGUGCAUGAAAUUAUUGCGAAGAUACACUUUUGGAGAUAAACCGGUUGAACUAGAGUUCCUUAGCGAUCAAACCACAAAUUUCCAUAACGCUGUUAAUGACACUGUGAAUUACGAGGAUCCAAAUUUAAAUAUUUCUAUACCAGUUUUUUCAAUUCAUGGUAAUCACGAUGAUCCAAGUGGCUUUGGUUGUCUUAGUUCCUUAGAUUUACUAUCUACAAUGGGUUUGGUUAAUUAUUUUGGUCGCUGGACGGACCUAAGCAAAAUUGAUCUUACGCCGAUUUUAUUAAAAAAAGGAGAAACUCGACUUGCGCUUUAUGGCCUAAGUCACAUACACGAUGCACGUUUGGUUCGAUUGUUUCAAGGUUUAAGUACAAAUAUAAAUCAACCUAGUGAUGAAGAGGGUGAAUGGUUUAAUUUAUUUGUUUUGCAUCAAAAUCGCUAUGACCGUGGACCAAAGAAUUUUGUGCCAGAAGAAAUUCUUCCUGAUUUUUUUGAUUUAAUUAUUUGGGGCCAUGAACAUGAUUGUCGCUUACAACCUGAGCAUAAUGUAAAAAAAGAUUUCUUCGUAAGUCAACCAGGCUCAUCUGUUCCAACGUCAUUAGCGGAGGGUGAAGCAAAGAAAAAACAUGUGGGCAUAUUAACUGUAUAUAAAAAAAACUUUAAAAUGAAACCAAUAGCAUUGGAAUCGGUGCGUCCGUUCAUUUUUGAAUCGGUCAAUCUUAAUAAGUUAACUGAAGAACUUCUUCUGGAUGAAUGCGAUGCGUCUAACAAGGUAAAAAAUUUUGCUGAACAACGUGUUUUAGAAAUGAUUGAAAGAGCAAAAGAGAUGUUGACUGGUCAUCCUAAACAACCAACACUGCCGUUGUUAAGAUUACGUCUAGAGUUUAGUGAGGAAGAGCAAAUGUUCAAUGCUAUCCGCCUUGGCCAAAAUUUCAAUGAACAGGUGGCAAAUCCAGCAGACAUAAUAACAUUCAAGAAAAUGAUGAAAAGAGUGAAAGGCGAAGCUGGCCAAUGUGAUAAGGAAGCAAUGAAAAAUGCAUUUGAAGAGAUGGAUAUUGAUGUUGGCACCCGCGUAGAAGACUUAGUGGAUCGCUACUUUGAGGAAGUUAAAGAUACAAAAACAUUACGUUUGAUCUCUUCCAAAAUAUUUUCGGAAAUGUGUUUUCGCUUAGUAGAACGACGUGAUGUAAACGCUGCGGAAAGUAUUAUUAAUUAUUAUAAAGAAAAUGUGGUUGCACAUUUAAUGGAUAAAUUACCCACAGAAGAAAAUAUACAGGAAGAAAUAUCCAAUUUCAGGGAUAAAGUUGAACUUGAUGAUGUAUUGAAAAUGUUGGAUAGUCGCAGUGCGAAAGCUAAUAUACCUGCAACUACAGCAAAGGGGGGAGCUAAAUCUUCGAAGAAUAAUAUGGAUAAAGACUUUUUAUUCAGUGAACAACACAAAGUUGACAGUGAUUUCGAUAGCACUACCAGCACGAGAGGACGAGGAAGAGGCAAACGAGUGGCACGCGGUGGUGGAACUCGCGGUAAAAACAGUAUGCCACCAUUAAAUAUCUCGGUUGGUGUAAACGAUAGUUUUACGUCUGCUGCUGUACCCAGAACUCGUGAAAGUAGUCGUGGCGGACGUGGGUCACGUGGUGGUAGAACUCGCGCAAAAAACACCAUGCAACCAGCGAGUGCCUCGGUUGGCCGUACUCGUUCAUCUGAAAGACAACAAAGUUUAUUGGAUGCGCUUAAAUCUGCAAAAACUAGCAAACAUGUGAUGGUAAUAGAUGACUCCGACGUUGAUUCCGAUUAAAUAUAAAUACUUAGCUGUAAGAAACUGGUUUAUAUAACUGUUGAGAAAAUUUUUGAGUAUUCCAGUCUCAUGAAUUUAAUUUCAUAGUUUUUAUUUUUAUUUAAUAAAAAUAACUUGCUACCUUAAUUGUUUA
Teleopsis dalmanni is the source of this 2253-nucleotide messenger RNA. It is a transcript of the gene mre11, whose product is annotated as double-strand break repair protein MRE11. Lineage: Eukaryota; Metazoa; Arthropoda; Insecta; Diptera; Diopsidae. The transcript is spliced from 7 exons. Gene Ontology annotation, molecular function: DNA endonuclease activity; 3'-5'-DNA exonuclease activity; manganese ion binding. Gene Ontology annotation, biological process: double-strand break repair via nonhomologous end joining; telomere maintenance; double-strand break repair via homologous recombination. The record is from RefSeq and is a predicted model, not a curated record. Gene Ontology annotation, cellular component: Mre11 complex; nucleus. Bases 105 to 2120 code for a protein of 671 amino acids.